AGAUUGUAGUUGUUUGGAAUAAUGUCGAUCGACGCCCACCUCCAGGUAUUGAAGAGGGUAAAUUAAUAACUAGAAUAUUGAUUUUGUAGUCAGAAACCAUACAAUUCCAUUGAUUGCAUCUUAUGCUUCUUAGAGUCAGAAUGGCCCGAACUCACCAAACCGGUUAAAGUGAUUGAAACGAAAGCAAACAAGCUCAGCAACAGGUAAAUUAUAUAAUAUAUAAAUUGACUCCAUUUAAAAUUAAGCUACUCUCGUGGCUUAUUUUAUGGCAAGUUUCCGAUUUUUUUCUUCAUCUCACAGUUCAUUUGGUUGUAAAAGGUGAUGCGAAGUAAUACAGUAUACGAGUAACUAUAUUUGAACAAUGUUAUAGUAUGUUAUUAAUCUUAUUACAUUUAGGUUCUUUCCGUACAACGAAAUAGAAACGGAGGCAAUUUUCUCACUGGAUGAUGAUAUUGUUAUGCUGACAGCUGAUGAAAUACAGUUUGCUUUUGAGGUCAGUCUUGCUUGCUUGCUGUUGUUGUCGUCGUUGUUGUUGUCGUUGUUGUUGUUGUUGUUGUUGUCGUUGUUGUCGUCGUUGUCGUUGUUAUUGUUGUCGUUGUCGUCGUCGUUCUCGUCGACUCGUCGACGUCAUCAGUCUUGUCUUGCUUGCUUGUUGUUGUUUUUGUUGUUGUUGUUGUUGUUGUUGUUGUUGUUGUUGUUGUUGUUGUUGUUGUUGUUGUUGUUGUUGUUGUUGUUGUUGUUGUUGUUGUUGUUGUUGUUGUUGUUGUUGUUGUUGUUGUUGCUUGCUUGCUUGCUUGCUUGCUUGCUUGUUGUUGUUGUUGUUGUUGUUGUUGUUGUUGUUGUUUUUGUUGUUGUUGUUGUUGUUGUUGUUGUUGUUGUUGUUGUUGUUGUUGUUGUUGUUGUUGUUGUUGUUGCUGCUGCUUCGGCUGUUAUUGUUGCCAUCGUAAAUGCUUUAUAAGUUAAGCCUGUGUUUUUCCUCUCAGGUUUGGUCAGAAUACCCAGACAGACUGGUCGGUUUUCCAGGUCGUCUACACACCUCAAGCAACGGUUCUAGUCAACUGAAAUAUGAGUCAGAAUGGCUGAACGAUGUCUCAAUUGUACUUACCGGUGCUGCUUUUCACCACAAGGUAGAUAUAGCUAUAUCAAAUCCGGUAAUGAGGAAAGUCUAAAGAAAAUUUAAAUUUGAUAUUUAUGUUUACAUUUUAUAUUACUUUUAUGUCGUGCUUGCGUCAUUUGUAAAACAGACAAAGAAAAUCCUAUGAUCAUAUUUUUUAGCUAGAGUUCAUGUUUGAGUUUAAUUUCAUUUCUUGCAGUAUUUCAGUCACGUAUUUACGUACAUGAUGCCUGCCGCUGUACGAAAAUGGGUUGACAAACAUAUGAACUGUGAAGAUAUUGCAAUGAAUUUCCUCGUUGCAAACUACACCGGGAAGGCACCAAUUAAGGUGAGUUUUAUUGUAACUAUACUUGAAAGUCCACCCAAGGCCUGUGGAAAAAAAUUUGGGAGGUGCAGCCUCACGGCCCCCAUGGAAUUUUAGGGCUUAUUAGGGACUAGAGGUGUGCAUCGGAUCGGAUUGGACGUUUAUAAUCCGAUAAUUGGCUAAUGUUUAAAAUCCGAUCCGAAAUUGUCUAAUCCGAUCCGAGUUUUGAUAAAGAAUUCCGAUCCGAAGAAUCCUUUAAUAAGAUGAAUUUCUCAUUCAAAUGGAAAUAUUUAACCAAAUAAAUAUAAAAGCAAGAAAUACAUGUCAAGAAGCUAACAAAGUGGCGUCCGAUUGAAGUAUUAAACGACAACCGCGAUAAUGCGACAACCGCGAUAAACCGCGAUAAUGCUUUGAUAAACGCAUGGAUAACUAAUUCAUGCGAUAAUGCGUGGAUAAUUAAUUCAUUUUAUUUGGAAUAUCGAAGUCCAAUCCAACUACGAAAAAACUUUAUCAAUCCAAUCCGAAAUGAAUAUUUUUGCACACCUCUAUUAGGUACUCCCCUAACUGAUUCAACUACGUGACGUAUGCAUGUACUGUACCGGUACAUAUGUUUCGGUGUAUGUAUGAAUUAUGACUGUAGGACUCAUCCAAUUCUGCCCUUCAUUAAGCCUGGUUCACAUAUAGACCUGCGACGUACCGGCGACGAUGCCGGUGGUAGCUUAAAACGUGAAUUAUGUGAAUAUUUGUUCGCCGAUUGACUCCAGUGCCUCAGUUACAUCGGCGGUAGGCCGGGAAAGUUGACUUGAGUUUAACUUUCCCGGUAUUUCGGCGGCAAGUUGAGGCAUAAUGAUACAGUCGCAGGCAUGCCGCAGGCAUAUGUGAACCAGGCUUUACAUUACAUUAUACAUUACAUUACAUUACAUUACGGUAUACAUGACAAUUGACAUAGAGAUGAAUGGCUAUACCACUGUUUCAGUUUUGCAGAAAAACGUUCUUCCAAAGUGUAGACGCUAUAGCAACACAUAAAUAUUUGUCAAAUGGCCGCCUCAAGUAUCAUUAUAUUGUGUUUGAAACGAUCUAAAUCUUUCAACUUAAUAAUGCAAGAAGAUGCAUGUUCACAUGGUGGAUAGUACAACUAAUUUAAGCACGUAACAAUUUGAUUCGUAAGGAAUAUGACAGAUUUACAAAUCUCGCCUCAUUAUAAAUAUUCGAAUUCUGGCUUUAAAAUCAAUUCCCUGAAUUCAAAAGAUUGCUUUAUGUACUGUAGUCCUAUAGUUUUGCGAUAAGUGCCUUGAACCCAUUGGCUUAUAGUAUAUAUACAGCCAAUUCAAAAAAGGUUGUCCUUUGCAAACUCUAAACCUUAAACCUUAAACUCUAAGCGCGCAAAGCUUAAUGGGAGCACAAGUUUCAAGUUUAGUAGGUGAAUAUUGAAUGAAUUAGCCAUUCCGAAGUUGAUGAGUGGACUGGGGACGAGUGUUAAAAAGUGCCCAAAUCACUAAAAAGACCACCUCAAAAUUAGUAAGUAUACAAAGUUUGAAGACGUUUACAUGAAUACCCUUCGAAUAAUAAUCUUUCGAAAAUUGUGAAAUUACUCAUAAAAAGAUUGCUUUGGGGACGCGCGUCCCUAUAAAAACAAAAAAUACAAUACAUUUCAUAAUAAAUAUCACGAUUUUCGAAAGCUUAUUAUUCGAAGGGUAUAUUCAUGUAAACGUCUUCAAACUUUGUAUACUUACUAAUUUUGAGGUGGUCGUUUUAGUGAUUUGGUUCAUUUCUUAAUUUGGGAACACUUUAACCCCACUCGUCCCCAGUCCACUCAUCAACUUCGGAAUGGCUAAUUGUUCUCGUAAGGAGAUAUUUACUAUGUCUCUAAGAAAUGGGCCCCAUGUAUAUGAUUUCUAAACCGAUUAAAUUAUGCUCCCAUCUGAUGCUUUGCACGCUUAGAGUUUGAGGUUGAAGGUUUGGAGUUUAAGGUUUGCAAAGGACAACCUUUUUUGAAUUAUCUGUAUAUAUACAACAUGACACUUUCUUGUCCUAAAAUAAAAUCUUCGCAUGUGUGUAGGUAACGCCCAGAAAAAGAUUCAAAUGUCCUGAAUGUGCAAAUGGCGACGCCCUUGGCGCGAACAAGGUACAUUUCAUGAAAAGAUCAGAAUGUAUUCAAGAAUUUGUAAAAGUUUUUGGAAAUUUACCUUUGAAGACUACGGAGUUCCGUGCCGACCCCAUUUUAUACCAAGACGAUAUACCAGCCGGGUUAAAAAGAUUUAAGUAUGUCGGUACUAUUUAAAUAAUGAAGUGUUCAGUGAAGGAACGUUAACCCCGUAAUUUGGCCGUAUUACCGGAGUGGUCGUAUUAAUGGGGUAUCUUUAUAAGAAAAUGUAUUGUCUUGGCGUUUCCAGAACACUUCAGUAGUUUAUAAAUGUGGAAAUUGAUCCAGUUACUUCUGUUUCUAGAAUUAUGGCUGUCUGGAAAUUCAAUUCCGGGAAUUAAACAGCUCUGCAUGUACCACCAUUUAAUCAAUCUUUUGGUUCCCGUGUAAAUACUUUUGAAUAACCCUUGGGUAACUUCGUACCAACCUAAAGAUAGUUACAGAAACUGAUUUUGCCAGGAAGCUUUAUAUACGGAAGUUAAUCAGUAAUGGUUCGAUCGUUUACUUCUAAAAUAUGUGAAUUGACUUGUGAAUGGACCUAUUACCUAAUGAACAAAAUUUUGAUCUAGACACGCGUCUAGACAAAAAUUUCAUUACAACUUGAAAGAGCAUCACAAAAUUAGUAAUAUUCCGAAGUUUCGUUGCAAAAUGUUGUGAAAUGCGGAUAAUAUAGCCCUGCGAAGUUUGCCGUUUUUCAGUCAUUUUGUAUUACGCACAGGAAAUUGAUACCGCUUUCUGAAAAAAAGGUUACAAAACUCUCACUGUGCGCACGCGUUGCGCAUUAUACAAAGUAAAAAUUUCCAAUGGCCAUGCUUCAAAAACUAUUUCUGGUUGCCUGUAACAGCAUUAUCUUCCAGCUAGAGCGUGAAAGGAAAUCAAUAUUCCGAUAAGGGCAGACAAUGUUUGCAUAUAUAUAUAUAUAUAUAUAUAUAU
Messenger RNA from Paramuricea clavata, 4494 nucleotides. Lineage: Eukaryota; Metazoa; Cnidaria; Anthozoa; Malacalcyonacea; Plexauridae. The record is from the annotation of a GenBank genome assembly.